AUGCUUGUCCGACAAUCAGCCCAAAGAUUGGCUCCCACCUCCCGCCUCGGGCUCGGGCUAGCCACCCGUGUGCCAACCAAGCGCUUCCUCUCUUCAACGCCGUUUCUGCGCAACGCCGAAAAGCCUAGUGCCUAUCGGGAAUCGAUGUCAAAAUAUAAGACCUUCAUGGGCCCCUUCGGCAAGGUCUUCCUUGGGGCAGUGCUCACAUACCAGAUUAUCUACUGGAGCUGGCUGAAGCUGGAGAUGGAUGAGUCGAAGCUGGAAAAGAACGAAGAAAUGGCUGGGCUGGAGAAGAAGGCUCGCGAGCUGGCGGCCGCACAGAAAUAA
Messenger RNA from Penicillium manginii, 327 nucleotides. RefSeq lists its product as uncharacterized. The record is from RefSeq and is a predicted model, not a curated record. Bases 1 to 327 code for a protein of 108 amino acids. The transcript is spliced from 3 exons. Lineage: Eukaryota; Fungi; Ascomycota; Eurotiomycetes; Eurotiales; Aspergillaceae.